CUUAUGCAGCAAUGGUAUAUAUUACAGUCAACAAGUCUAGAGACUUACAAGUUAGCGAGCAAAAGCAGGAUUGCCAGACUGGGCAGUUUUUGCAGGCACAACUGCUUUAGGUGGAUGAACAUAAUUUGGGCAGGUUUGCGAGAUUGUAGUUCAUGGUUGAAAUAUGUUUCAAGCAGGGAAGUACGGUCUGGGGAGAGGCAGGUGACAGGCAGUGCUUCACCUGCAAGAAUGAAGAAGGCUGGAAAAUAACCAUGCUUUUUGUGAUAUUUCAAAAAUAAUACACAUUUUUGGGAGCAUUUUUACUGUUUGUGUUGUGCAAAAUUUCCUUUUAAUACACAAUUAGAAAAACAAAAAGUACUCUAUGGACUUAUCUUCGGUGAUGUUUGAUUUAGUUCCAAAUAUUUUAUUUAAUACUUGGAAACUCCAUUACAUUUCACAAAAACAUUUGCUUGUAUUUUACCUCACCUAAAUUAAUGAAAAGUAAAAAUACAAGAACAAUUUUAACUUUGGUGCUGGAGGACAGAUAAAACGGAAAGAACAAGAAGAAAAUACUUUUUUUUAAACUGUUUCUUUUGCCCUCUUCAGUAAAACCUGGCAAAUUAAAUAAAAGAAAAUCAUCAUUUGUUCAUUCUAGGAAGUGGGGGAUUAACUAAUUAGUUUGUUUAAUAAAUGUACAUUUUUUCCAAGUAAAAAUGUAUGUAAUGUAAAAUACAUUUCUUUAACAUUUGAAUGUGAUUUCAGUUUUUCAAUCAUCAAAACAUUUGGAUUCUUGACUCUGAUGUUGUCUAAAAGUGUAUCAGUCAGGAAGUUAUUUAACGUUUUACCCUAUUGAUAAGAAGAAGAAGAAAAUAAUAAAUAAAAUAAAAGGAAUUCUACCACUGCAGAGGGCCCCAUGUUAUUGUUCGCCGGGGUCCCUAAAUGUCAGGAUCGUUGGGGAAACAAUAUGCAGGACGCAGAAUGCUCAGAAUCAAAAGGUUCCUUUUAUUUGGGAACUAAAUAGGAAAAAACUUAAAAUACUGCCUGAAGCUCGUAGCUCUGAAACACAAACCAAUCCAGCAACACAUAUAAGGAAGAUGCAGAUUAUAAAACAGGAGGAGUGAUUAACCAACAACAAACCAGUGCACACAACAGGGAGAACAGGUGAUGACACUGAGGGAGAAUUACACUGGGAGGGAGAAGUCAAGACACCUGUAAUAAGAGGACAACAGGAAGUUAUAAAAAACAAAACAAAAUAAAAGCAUAAAAACCCAUCCUGGCCCCGAUACCUUACAAGACCCCUCCCUCAAGGGGCGCCUCAGGGCGCACCGCCCGGCUUGUCCGGAUUUCGCUUAUGAAAGUCCCGAAUGAGAGUCUUAGCCAGAAUCCAGGAGGAUCCCUCCCAGUGCGCUAGGUACUGAAGACCCCUCCCUCUCCGCCUCUCGUCCAGCAGGCGAUGCACAUCAUAGACCAUGAAUGAGACGAGGAGGAGGUGGUGGAGGGGGAGACUGUUGGACUUGUGACAUGAGGUGUAAGCUGAGACACGUGGAAAACCGGGUGGAUGCGCAGAGUCCCCAGUAAAUGUAAUUUCACUGACACAGGGUUGAUGACCUCUAUCACCUCAAAAGGGCCAAUGUACUUAGGUGGGAGCUUCCUUGACUCAGUCCAGAGCUUUAUGUUGGCUGUUGAUAGCAUAACGGACUGACCUGGCGAUUAAGUGGGUGCUGGAGCACGGUGUCAAUCAGCCAGACUCUUUUUUUGUUGCAGAUGAGCAAAGCAGGGCAGCACGAGCCUCCCUCCAGAUGCGUCUGCAGCGCCGAUAAAGGUGUUGGACCAAUUGAACUAGCCGAGGAAACACUCAAAAGGGAACAUACCUGGAGCUGAUGAGGUCAUCAAGUUAUGGGCAUACUCAACCCAAGGAAGCAGGGAGCUCCAGGAAGUCUGGCAGCGAGAACAGACGCACCGGAGGGCCACCUCUAGGUCCUGGUUGGUUCUCUCAGCCUGACCAUUAGACUGGGGGUGGAAGCCCGAGGAGAGGCUGGCGGUGGCACUAAAAGCUGCACAGAAGGCCUUCCACACCUGAAAGAUAAACUGUGGACCCCAAUCUGAAACCAUGCAACAAUGCCAUGCAACUUGAAUACAUGGAUCAUUAUUAAUUUGGCAGUCUCUGCAGCAGAAGGCAGUUUGUUCAACCGGCAACGUAGGAAAGAGAUGGUUCUGCGGACUACCGGAUGGCAGGUCAAAUGGGAUGCAUGAGCCCACUGGAGGACCUGACUCCCUGUGACCCUUGGCACAAAAGUCUCUCAGGAGGGCCCCCUCCAGGGUCUUGCUCCUGGUUCUGUGCAGCCCUGAUGUCCCUUUCCAGCUGCCAAGAAAGAUCUACCAGAACACAGGAGGCAGGUAUUACAGUCACAGGCUGCUGGUAACCCACAACUGGUUCUGCCGGUGAGGUGGGAAAUCAUGAAGGCCACUCUGGAGCAGUGGGGUAGUUGACAGCCUGCAACUCGAAGCAGAGGUCACACUGGGUGAUGAACGGCUGACAGUGACCAGAGUCACCAGAAAAUCUCUCUGGUCGGGCCAGCUGGGCAGCGGGAGCGAGGGAAGUCUGCACUGGAGUGGAAGAAGAAGGAUGAAAGAAGAAGGAUGCAGUGGGAGGGAUGAUGGUGGAGGCUACUGGAUCUGCUCCGCUAGCAGCUCAGUCUGCUCCCAGACUGCGGCCAGCUGUUGCUCAUGGCGAGUUGACAUCUACAGCAAACCUUGACAAAGAAAGCUCAGCUGGUCCUCCUGCUGACGGAUUAUGCCUGCGUUCCUUCAGUUCCGAUAGGUCCAACACGCUAAACCGGAGCUCCUUCACAAGGGACAGCAUGAUGAUCGAGGAGAUGCUGGCCCCCCAAAAGGAAAAGCAUCUUUUAGUGGCUAAGGAUGCCGACGGUGACUCUCUAAAGAGAUACAGCUGGACGCCAGACGCCCUGGAUAAUGUCAACCUGGUUUCUUCGCCUAUACACUCCGGUUUUUCCUCUCUGCUUCCACAAUACGACAGCAGGUGACUGACUAUGAUUGGCUGACCUCUUCUUAUCACGAGCUUGUUUCUGGUGAAAUCGUUCCCCCACACCUUAAGUUCACCACUAAUGUCCAUGUUUGCUCCCCUCAC
Messenger RNA from Oryzias latipes (Japanese medaka), 3127 nucleotides. The record is from RefSeq and is a predicted model, not a curated record. NCBI's taxonomy places the organism in Eukaryota, Metazoa, Chordata, Actinopteri, Beloniformes, Adrianichthyidae.